UUUGGUAGCCCUGUAUAUAUCACACUGUUUACAUGUAAAGAGCACGAUGCAGAUAAAAAUCUCGACCUGCUUGCUGCUAAUAUGUGGACUGCAAGCUGUGGCAGGCUACUGGUGGAGGUGGAGCCACUGGUACCAAAUCAUGGGUCGGAAACCAAACCAGUGUGGAUUGGAUGGGGUGGAGUUGGGGACGUACGAACACACCUUCGUGCUGGUAAUGGACGGGAUCUUUCGAGGCUAUGAACAGGAUUUGGGCAGACUUUUAAAACAUCACAAAUGCGCGGGAAGAAUGGAUAACCAAACCAUAAUCGUGGAAGGAAGACGCGCUGCUAAGUUCCUGGGAAAUGAAUUUGGUCUGGAUUUGUCUUCUGUCACUGAUGAAGAUCUCUUAGACGGAAGAGUGCCUUUAGAAGGCGGCAAAAUGUUGUUUCAUCCUUUCACGUUCGACCCUGCUGGAAAGUACAGAAUGAUAGCGGAGACAUACAGACACUGGAGCAGGCUGCACCAGAAUGUUCCUAUCUCACAUUCAGGCUGGGUGGUGGAGGUUUUUGAGCCGGUCACCUUGAACGGUCCAAGGUUUACCGGUACUUUGGAACCGUAUGCAGCCAUGUCUGUUGGAGAAUAUGUAGCACAGACUGGUUUCCCAGACCACCACAACGGCACAGUGGUCAUAACGUACGAGGCCCAGUACCCAGUCACAACGGCAGGCGGUGGACGUUAUGUUGUAAUCAGUCUGGAUGUCCACAGCAAGCAGUUCGGCGACGGCCAGUCCUAUGGCAUCUUUGAGACCAACAUGGCCACCGGAGACGUCAAUGGACGCGAGGUGAUAACGUUCCCAAGGAAAGUGUAA
Molecule: messenger RNA, 847 nt
Organism: Lingula anatina
Lineage: Eukaryota; Metazoa; Brachiopoda; Lingulata; Lingulida; Lingulidae
Source: RefSeq, a predicted model, not a curated record